Penicillium canescens is the source of this 1680-nucleotide messenger RNA. RefSeq names its product putative transcription factor TFIIE complex alpha subunit. The transcript has 3 exons. The record is from RefSeq and is a predicted model, not a curated record. Bases 208 to 1545 code for a protein of 445 amino acids. Lineage: Eukaryota; Fungi; Ascomycota; Eurotiomycetes; Eurotiales; Aspergillaceae. Gene Ontology annotation, biological process: transcription open complex formation at RNA polymerase II promoter; transcription initiation at RNA polymerase II promoter. Gene Ontology annotation, cellular component: transcription factor TFIIE complex.
CACUCAACAGACUUGGCGCUGUAGCCCCGGCGCGCUCUUCUCCCAGUCACUCCUUUCACUUUGUUUCUUCUCGGAGAUCAAAGCAUGCUUGCUUUGCUGAAAUCUUAACUACACCCUGCGAGUUGAAGCCUUGCGCUCUCUUCGGUCCUCACCCGCAUUACUUUUUGACCGCGAUCUUCCUCUCCGAGCACCGCCACCACCACCAAUAUGGACCUUGCGAAUACCCUCAUCCGGACUGUGGCGCGCGCCUUCUACGAGACCCGCCACAUUCUGGUGGUCGAUGCGCUCUUCCUACACUCAGUACUCCACGCUGAGGAUCUUGCGUUUCUGAUGGGAAUGCAACAAAAGGAUCUUCGCAAGCUUUGCGCUAAGCUCCGAGAGGACCGACUGAUCGCAGUAAGCACCCGCGCCGAGAUCCGUGAUGGGUCCACUCGUCCUGUGAACCGCGAAUACUACUACAUCCCCUUGCACCCGGUUGUUGAUGCGAUCAAAUACAAAGUUUCCAAAUUGACGGCGAACAUCAAAGCGCAAUACACACCGAGCGAGGAACGUAAGGAAUACAUUUGCAUCCGAUGUGGAACCGAGUGGACGGAAUUGGACGUCCUGAGUCUGGUUGGCGAUGAAGGAUUCGAAUGUCAGAACUGUGGCGCAGUCCUGGAACGAACCGAGGAUGUCAAGGGCGUGGAGGGAAUUGACCGUACGGGUCAUGAGAAGAACAGCAAGCUAAUGGCCCAGCUUGACAACAUGCUCAAGCUCCUGAAGCAGAUCGAUACCGUGGAAAUCCCACCCAAUGACUUUGAAACUGCUUGGGACCACAAGGUGGAAGUCCCUAGGAACCAGAGCACACAUCCAGUUCGUGCCGCGAUUGUUGUUCCACCCAAGGCGCAGGAUAUCACACGUCCCAACGCGAAGACUGAUGCAGCCGCACUGGAGAUUUCCCUUACUUCGAGUGAAGAGAAGAGUGCUGCUGAGCAAGCCGAUGAGGCUGCUCGGAAGGCAGCCGUGGAGAAGCAAAAUGCUCUUCCAGUUUGGCACACCCAUUCUACUGUCAAUUCAACGCCCGCAAAUGGACAGGUCAAGACCGACGGUGGCAGCUUGGUGAAGCCCGAGCUUGCGGAUGACGAGAAGCCCAGUCUGGAUGCCUUGGAUGACAAGGUUGCCGCUUACUACGCGGAGAUGGAGCGCGAGAAGGCACUCCAAGCCCAAGAAGAUGCCAGCAGUGCGGAUGAUGACUCUGACGAUGAAUUUGAAGAUGUCGAGGGUGUUUCUGGCCCAAGUGGACCGGGUACCCCUGCCACGAACGGCGGCCCUACAAGUGCUCCCAGCGGCUCGUUCAGCGGAGCUGGCGUCAAGCGAGAUCUUGAUUCCGCAUCCAGUGCCCCUCAGUCCUCCGUUGGCACCCCAUCCACUCCUGCUGAUGAUGGUCCUGCCGCAAAGAGAAUUAAGGUCGACCCGGAGAUCAAGCCUGACCCCGAUGCCGAACCUGACACCAAGAACGAGGCAGAGGAAUCGGACGAGGAUGACGAGGAAUUCGAGGAUGUCUAACGAAAUACAAAAAUCAAACGUGGGCGCUGGCGCCAAAAAUAAUACAAGGCGGAUAGAUGUUGGACCCAAUAUUGAGGCUGGAUGGUCAUCAGCAUCGCACCGUCCAUACAGUAGGUAUUACUGAUGGAUGAGAUG